Molecule: messenger RNA, 2749 nt
Organism: Oldenlandia corymbosa var. corymbosa
Lineage: Eukaryota; Viridiplantae; Streptophyta; Magnoliopsida; Gentianales; Rubiaceae
Source: the annotation of a GenBank genome assembly
AGCAUUUUAGUCCUUCUUCAGUCCACUUUGUGAAGUAUCUCCAUCUGCAGGCACCCCCCACUUUUAACUUUUGGGCUUACAAACCCAACAAAAACAACAAAGCAUCCUCUCUCAAACUGUGCUGGAAAAGUGGUUUGGUUUGUCCCUCUUGACUGAAGACGGGUACUACCUGCUGGAGAUCGGACGGAAACGGUCGGACGGGUUGCUGCCCAAUAAUUGACUUUACCCCCUAUAUCUAUUUACAGGAAGGAUUUGUGCUCAUAGACUGAUCAAUAAGAGAAUCGUGUUUGGCUUGUUCUCUGUUGUUCAAAUGAAUGACAGAGAUGACUUAGCUCCGGUUGUUUAUUCCGGCCUUUGUGCUUCUUGUGCUUUAUGCCAUCGAUGUUUUCCACCUGAAAAUGAGGCCGGUGAUCUUCAAGCUGUUAUUACUAUUUGUGGAGAUUGUAAGUUUUUGCUUUUGGAGGAUCACCGCAACCCUGCCCUGGAAGACUAUGAGAGAGAGCUUCGAAGGUUAUCAGGAAGGAUGCGGCACCAUGUAAGUUCUGAAUCAUUCGACGAUCUCUUUUCUCGGCGAUUCUCGCAUGCCGUUAAUCCAGUUAGGCAAAACCAGGCCAACAGCUAUGAGAAUGAUUAUUUAAUGUUAAGUCGCCGUACGAGUACUAGAACUACACCUAGUGGAUCCAGGAGAAGGAGAUGGGUUUCACUUUCUGACACAGAAACUGAUGGUUUUGAUUCUUUCCUUGGAGAGAGCGAAUCAAAUUUCAGUUUUGGUAGCUCUAGGUUUAUGCUGGGCGAAAAUGACUCAAUUUCUCUCAGGGGUUCUGAUGCUUUUGCGGAUGAUCAUAAUGGCUUCUUUGAAAUUGACGAGUAUAGCCAUGCGGUGGGUGGUGUAAGUGAAAAUGAGCCUGAUACUGAUAUCGACCCAAUGCAUGCAGGUCUCUACCCUUGGAACUCGGAAGAUAUAGAAGAAGACGACGAUGAAAGCGUGUAUAAUGGUUGGGAAGAGAACACAUUUGCUUCUGUGGGACCUGGUUCUCGAGUUCAUAGCCGCCAACAUGCUCUCUCACCGCAUCAAGAUAGCACAAUGCAUCUGCAAAUUCAGGAAAUGACAACAGGAACCAUUAUGCUUUCUAAUUCAGAGGAACAAAAUUAUGUUCCAAGUCCCGAACUCCAAAACUAUCUUCGCCUUACUGGAGUUGACGAAAUGUUGGAGCAUCUUGCGGAAACUGAGAACUCCUCAAGUCGAGGGGCCCCCCCUGCUGCCAUUUCUUUUGUACAUAGCUUGCCACAACUUGUUAUUACUGGAGAAGAUCAUCCCGAGGGGAAGUUGGAGGAGGAUGGAUUAUUGGCUUGUGCAAUCUGCAAGGAUUCUCUUCCUGUUGGCACGGUAGUGAAUCAGCUACCAUGUUCUCAUCUCUAUCACCCCUCCUGCAUUUUGCCAUGGUUAAGUUCGCGAAACUCAUGCCCCCUUUGCCGGUAUGAGCUCCCAACCGAUGACAAGGAUUACAAUGACAGAAAGCAGCAUCGCACCACAGUGCUACUCGAUUUCGAACGACAAAUCCAGCAACUAGAAUUGAGCGACAGAGAUGGCUACUCAGAAGUGGAUCAAGAAAUUGAUGCAAGUGUGGGUCAUGCCGUGUAUAGGGCGAAUACAAGAAGAGGUUGGGUAUAUCUGGCAGCCGCUACUGCUCCAUUUUUCGGUGUCCUUUUGAUGCUAUGUUUUGGUGGCAACCGUGUUGCUGGCAGAGGGUGCCGGCGGAAUGAUACUGGGACUAAUUUCAGUUCAUUGGGAAGACAUCCCAUUCCUGCUAUAAGAAGGGAUAGUGGCCAGAAUAACAGACCUUGGUGGUUUCCUUUUUAACUUUUGUAUAGUGGUUUGUCUUUCCUUUGUUUGAGAUGAUUUGUUGUCUGCAUGAGUUAGGUUUUUCCACUCCAUGUCAUUUCACCAAAUGUCAAACCGACCUCUUUGGUUGGCUGAAGACAACUAACUCUGCUUCAGGAUCAGUGCUGAUGUCCCAAAGUUGUAUGUGUCGCAAGCUCCCAACCUGGCGUUGCACUUGUGCUGUCUCCUGGAAACUGAGUGUUGUUGAUUUAACGUACAGUACUAAGUUAUUGCCGCAUCAAAUCAGUAUUGGACCUUCCCCGGAAGUUCAGCACCCUUACCCGAUGGGAACCGGACUGAAACAGUGUAGGUGUUGGGUAAGUAAAUAUGGGAGGACUGAAACAGUGUAGGUGUUGUGUAAGUAAAUGUGGGAGGAGAAAGUAUUUUGUUUGUAUGUAACCACGUAAAAUUGUUGCAGCCAAACACAAUAAGUAAAGUGAAAUAAUAAUUUUAAAAAUUAAAGUAUAACUUCUAUGAGAGUUUUAGAGAGUAACUUCUAUGAGAGUUUUAGCAACAAAUAAAGGGAAUGGAUUUUUCCAGCCACCCAAAUUAGUACUUGAAGCCACCAAUUUUGAAAAAUUCCUCUUUUGCCCCUGUCACUCGGACUGAACCGGGCAAGUCAUUUGGUUCGAUUCACAUGAGAACGGACAAAUUAUUAAUUUUUAUUUUAAUGUUAGUUUAUUCGCAGUAUUUUUACAUGUUGAAUAUCUCGUACUUAAAUAUUAUUAACAAUAUUUAUACUUUAGUGCUUAAACUCUCGAUUUUAUAUUUACUUGAAAAUAAACAAGUAAUUAAUUUUUACUUGAAAAUAAAUUUAAGAUUAUUUGUUAAGUUAAUUUAUUUGAAUUGAUAUUAAAUAUAAAUUUU